AUGCCCGGCAACAUCAACGGGGCUGACGCCGUCAAUGGCAGCGCAAACGGAACCAAUGGCCUCUCUACACACACUCCCUCACAUCCAGCAUUCGACUCGAUACCAGAUGUCAUAAAAGCUGUCGCAAAUGAUGAAUUCGUCAUCGUCCUCGACAGCCCGUCCCGCGAAAACGAAGGCGACCUCAUAAUCGCGGCCUCGGCCCUCACCCCCUCAAAAGCCUCCUUCAUGAUCCGCUACUCCUCCGGCUACAUCUGCGCACCCCUCCCCGCCUCUCGCGCCGCGGCGCUCCAUCUCCCCCAGAUGGUCGCCGACAGCGCGGACCCCAACCGCACCGCCUACACCGUCAGCAUAGACGCAAUCGACGAGUCCGUGUCGACGGGCAUCAGCGCGCAGGACCGCAGCCUCACAUGCCGCCUCCUCGCGGACCCCAACUCCACCUCCACAAACUUCAGACGGCCCGGCCACGUCCUGCCGCUGCAGGCGCGAGACGGCGGCGUGCGCGUCCGGAGGGGCCACACGGAGGCCGCCGUCGACCUGUGCAGGUUAGCGGGCAAGCCCGAGGUCGGCGUCAUCUGCGAAUUGAUCCUCGACGGCGCGGAGGUCGAGGGGAAGGCAGAGUUCGUCGGCGGCGGCAUGAUGAGGAGGGACGACUGCUUGGCUUUCGGCAAGAAAUUCGGUAUCAAGGUCUGCACGAUCGAGGACCUCGUUACGUAUAUCGAGGAGACGGAGGGCAAGCUCGGCGUCAAGGGCACUGAUUACUGA
This is a messenger RNA of Aaosphaeria arxii CBS 175.79, 762 nucleotides long. Its product is annotated as 3,4-dihydroxy-2-butanone 4-phosphate synthase. Gene Ontology annotation, molecular function: 3,4-dihydroxy-2-butanone-4-phosphate synthase activity. Gene Ontology annotation, biological process: aerobic respiration; riboflavin biosynthetic process. The transcript is spliced from 2 exons. NCBI's taxonomy places the organism in Eukaryota, Fungi, Ascomycota, Dothideomycetes, Pleosporales. The coding region runs from base 1 to 762 and encodes 253 amino acids. The record is from RefSeq and is a predicted model, not a curated record. Gene Ontology annotation, cellular component: cytosol; mitochondrial intermembrane space.